This is a messenger RNA of Thermochaetoides thermophila DSM 1495, 741 nucleotides long. RefSeq lists its product as uncharacterized. Lineage: Eukaryota; Fungi; Ascomycota; Sordariomycetes; Sordariales; Chaetomiaceae. The coding region runs from base 1 to 741 and encodes 246 amino acids. The record is from RefSeq and is a predicted model, not a curated record. The transcript is spliced from 3 exons.
AUGAAACUUUCCUUGGCGUCACUUCUUACCGCUGCGCUCAGCGUCCAGGGGCAUGCCAUCUUUCAGAAAGUCUCCAUCAACGGCCAAGACCAUGGCCAAUUGACCGGCCUGCGUGCGCCCAACACCAACUACCCAGUUGAAGAUGUAAAUAGCCAGGACAUCAUCUGCGGUCAAUCUGGACAUAGGUCAUCGACCAUCCUCAACGUCAGGGCUGGUGACAGAAUUGGUACCUUUUGGGGCCAUGUCAUUGGCGGUGCUCAGUUCCCUGGCGACCCCGACAAUCCGAUUGCCAGGUCUCACAAGGGCCCUAUUCAGGUCUAUCUUGCCAAGGUAGACAAUGCUGCGAGCGCAAGCCACACCGGCCUGAGAUGGUUCAAGAUUUGGUCAGAAGGUUUUGACGUCGGCAGCAAGAGAUGGGGCGUUGAUACCAUGAUCAACAACGGCGGCUGGUACUACUUCAAUUUGCCGCAAUGCAUUGCGGACGGCCAGUACCUCAUGCGUGUCGAGCUGCUGGCUCUUCACUCGGCUGGCAACUACCGCGGAGCGCAGUUCUACCAGUCAUGUGCUCAGAUCAACGUCUCGGGUGGUGGUUCCUUCACUCCAUCCCAGACAGUCAGCUUCCCCGGCGCCUACAGCCAGAACGAUCCGGGCAUCUUGGUCAAUAUCUAUGGCCUCACUGGUCAGCCCGACAAUGGUGGCAAGCCAUACCAAGCCCCUGGGCCGGCUCCCAUCACGUGCUAA